UAUUUAUAGAUGCCAUAAAUCUUUCGAGGCAGCCUGACCUCAAGAGGUUGAAACUGAAACGGACUGCUGCCUUUUGGUUGUGAAGUGUUUAUAUCUCUACGUGAUAUUCUUUUGACGGAAUCAUGCCUGCUCUAUCAACUGGAUCUGGAAGUGACACAGGUCUAUAUGAACUGCUGGCUUCACUGCCUGCCCAACUUCAGCCUCAUGUGGACAGCCAGGAAGACCUGACUUUCCUCCAGGAUAUGUUUGGUGAAAAAAGCCUCCAUUCACUAGUAAAGAUCUAUGACAAACUUCUGCAAUAUGAGAGGCAGAGUCCAACACCCAUACUUAACUCAGCUGUACCUCUGGGCGAAGAUCUUACUGAAGAGCUCCAGAGCAAACCACUGAGUGGUGAGAGCCGAGAACUCCUGAGACUACUGCUAAAACCCACUUUUAAGGCCCUACUUUUUGUGCAUGAUACAGUGGCUCAAAAAGACUACGACCCAGUACUUCCUCCAUUUCCUGAUGACAUUGAUGAGGAUGAAGAUUCUGUAAAAAUUAUUCGGCUUGUCAAAAAUAAGGAGCCACUAGGAGCAACCAUAAAAAAGGAGGAACACACAGGAGCCAUUGUUGUAGCAAGAAUUUUGCAUGGAGGUGCUGCAGACAGAAGUGGUCUUAUUCAUGUUGGAGAUGAGUUAAAAGAAAUUAAUGGAAUUCCUGUGGAUGAUAAAAGUCCUGAGGAAAUUAUACAGAUUCUGGCCCAGUCUCAAGGAGCCAUAACAUUUAAGAUUAUACCUAGUAUCAAAGAAGAGAUGCCAGUAAAUGAAGGCAAGAUGUUUGUCAGGGCCUUAUUUGAUUAUGAUUCUAAUGAGGAUAGAGCAAUUCCGUGUAAAGAAGCAGGCCUUGUUUUCAGAAAAGGAGAUAUUCUUCAGAUCAUGAGCCAGGAUGAUGCAACUUGGUGGCAGGCCAAACAUGAAGGUGAUGCCAAUCCCAGAGCAGGUCUGAUUCCUUCAAAACAGUUCCAAGAAAGGAGAUUUGCGCUGAGAAAGCCUACAACACUGGUUCCACUACAAAGAAAUUCAAACAGAAGAUCAUAUGAGGAAACGGUUAACAGUGAUGAAAGUGAAGAUCCUGCUCGUGGUGACUAUAACUCUGGAUUUUAUAUAGUGGGUCUCAGACGAAGCUUCCGACUUAGCAGGAAGGACAGGAAGACAAACAAGUCCAUGUAUGAGUGCAAAAAAAGUGAGCAGUAUGACACAGCCGAUGUGCCGACUUACGAAGAAGUGGCACUUUAUAAGCGACAUCCCAGUGAGAAGUACAGAUUGGUUGCACUAGUUGGUCCUAUUGGAGUUGGACUGAAUGAGCUGAAGCGAAGAGUACUUCUGAGUAAUCCUCAGCACUAUGGAGUGACAGUACCACAUACAACUAGGGCAAAAAGAAGUCAUGAAACUGAUGGAGUGGAGUACAUCUUUAUUUCAAAGCACUUGUUUGAUGCAGAUAUUCAAAACAACAAGUUCAUUGAAUAUGGUGAAUACAAAGGAAACUUUUAUGGAACAAGCAUAGACUCCAUCCGAUCUGUUAUGGCAUGGAACAAAGUUUGCCUGUUAGAUGCACAGGCUCAUACACUUAAGCACCUACGGACUGCUGAAUUCAAACCCUUUGUAAUAUUUAUUAAACCACCAUCACUGGAACGUUUGCGAGAAACAAGAAAAAACUCAAUGAUUAUUUCUAGCAAAGAUGAAAAAGGCUCCGCAAAACCUUUCACGGAGGACGAUUUUCAGGAGAUGAUUAGAAUGGCGCAGGUGACAGAAAGCCAGUACAGCCAUCUCUUUGACAAAGUUAUUGUUAAUGAUGAUUUGAGUUCAGCUUACAGUGAACUGAAGAAGGUCUUAGACAGACUGGAAACAGAGGCAUUCUGGGUUCCAGUAAGCUGGCUGCAUAGCUAACAAUUGUAAUGACACUGAAUGCAGUUUCGAUAUUUAUGUUGUACAUUAUGAAAACAAGAAUGGUUUUAACUUUGCAAUUAUUUGUCAGAAAGUUUAAUUUGUAUAUCAAAUUUUUAUUUAGGGGUAGUUUUUCAUCUUCCAUGAGACUAAGGUUAGAUCAAAGAAAUACUUGGACUCCAGUCUUCUUGUGGAAAACAUGAUUCUGCUGUUUGUUCUUCAUGAGUCACAUUUUUAAGAAAACAUGCAACCAGUAUAACACAUUUCAUUUAGAACUAGGAAGAAAAUUGUUGCAAAGCGCAUUUUAUUUGUAAGAGAACUGGACUUUGUGUAGGCUAAAUGUACUAGUACAAAUCAUAUUAGAAUAUGAUAACAUUUUUUACUUUCUUAACGGUAUGGAUAUAUUCCUCAAAUGUUUACAUUUCCUGCAAAAUGAAUGUGGACUGUGAAAUGGCUUGUACCCUGCCCCCAGCACACACAGAUUUGUACUCAGACAUGCUUUCAUAUGCACUGAAUAUAUAUUUUGUUGAAGUAUUAUGGACAGCAAGUCACAGUCCCCAUUCAUCCUGUGGAAAAUGCAGUACAUAAUAUGCUUUCCUUCUGUAGAUGUAGUUCACUGCUGAAUGUUGUUACUUUAUAAAAUAGGGCAUUUUGCAUGUAUUUCUGUUUGUGACAUGGUGGUAUGCUUAAGCAGCCAGAGCAGAAAAAAAGAGUUGGGGGGGGCGGGGGGCUUCCAUUAGUCCAUCCCCACGUAUGAAUAUGUUAGGAGCUGAUUUAGAAGUAGGCUUUUUAACAGAACCAAUAUUUAUUUGGUAGAAUUUAUUCAGUUAUGAUUAAUAACUGUGCUGAAUGCAUUUUAUUACAACCCAUUAUGUAUUUUAUAUAAAUGCACACACACACACACACACACACACACACACACACACACCAAGUGCUCAAAUUGUCAAAAGUUCAGCUAUUAAAAAUUUUAAAAAAGUGCAGCAAAUCAAACCCACACACAAACAAAUCAUUGAAAUACUAAAAACAAAUUUUUGCAGGUUCCAAGCCUCCCCCUCCUACAAUUUAUAUAUACCAUCUUUGAGAUCACAUUACAGUGGGAAGACAAAUCCCAGUCACCACUAUACUGCAGUCUCUCACAUGCAAAGACUAGCAUUAUGUGAUAAGAACUCUUUUGUCAUCCUUUGCAUCAUUUGACCACUGGACAGUUUGAGCACUUGUGACACACACUUUUUUUAACAUGUUAUCAUUUAAGAAUGAAAAUAUGGUCACUGCAGUAGUAACAACAGGUGGUCUCUAGUUGGCUAGUUUAUAUUGUUUAGUAAGUGUAAGCCAGCUUUUGUGCCUGAUAUUUAGAGAGAGAGUAUAAAAUGACAUCAGUGUAUGCCAUAUCAUAUAUUUAAAUUGCAUUCAGAUUGGGCGCAAAAUAUACUGCUAUCACUGUUAACUGAAAAUAAACAACUUUAAAGCCAGUAAUACACUUCUUAAUUGUGUGUUACUGCGUAGUGUCAUUUUUAAGGUGGAGGAAACAGGAUUCACCUUGUAUUCUGACCCAUCCCUAAUGGGAGGGUAUUGCACAGUGUUGUGUAAAGUGCCUUGCCUUAUUGUUUAACAUUUCCAUGUUGACAAUAUACUGCCAUCUCAUUUGCCGUAGUAAUUUCAUAAUGCUUGCAGUUCACUAGAGAUAGAUUGUGCAUAACCAUAAACCAAACACAUACGGAGUACAUUCUUUUGGCAUUAAAAUGUUUUAGGAAUGCAUCAUGUGCCUAAAUCCAUGAACUGCCAGAUAAGAAAAAAAAAAUAUGGAUAUAAACUCUAUUUGUUGAUCUAAAGCAUAUGAUGUAGUGAAAUUGUUGGAAGAUCAACUUUCAAAUUCUUUCCUUUUCUUUGUUGAUGUGCGCAGGGAUUUCAGAUGACAGUCUUAUAGUUGAGUCCACAGCAUUAAACAAACUAGUAUAUAGUAACUGUAGUAGUACACUUAACUUCUUGUUUAGUCCUGUAUGGUAACUGACAUUUUUCUGUCAGUCACAUUCUUGGAAAAUUCCUGCAGCCUGUUAAAUAAGAAGGGCUGUGUAUCUGAGACCAUGUUGCCUGAGACAACAUGUACAUUUAUAUAAAAAGCCUAGUUUUGUCAGCUGCUGGGAUUUGCAGUUUACUGAAAAAUAUUUGCAGUUUUGAAAGCUGCAGGGAAAGAAACAAGCACUACCACAAAACAUGAAAUGACUUAAGAUUUGUUCCCCUAUACAGUUUAUGACAAUGAGGCAUGAAUUGUGUGUACUGGAACUAUAACUGGAUUUUUUUUCUGUGUGCUUUUAUUAAAUGUUGCUGUUAAGGAUUAUGGUUCAUGUAAAGAGAGGUAAUAUAUAACUUCAUUUUAAUUAAGAUAUAUUUUACAGAAAAAUGCUGCAAAUUCUUAACAGUAAUAGGAAUGACUGUAAAUUAUUUGAAAUAUUUAUUAGGUAUGCACAUGUGUUCUGGUUUUGUUACUGAGCAGGACAGUAGAACAGUCAGUAAUUUCUCUGACAGCAGGAUGUGUGACAAAAGCAUUUGAGUUUGAAAGUGUAAAUGCCUGAGUUAAGCGAGGGGUUUAGUAGUUAAGAAUAUUAGUAACAGUGAUUGUCAUUUCCAGUCUGUCAUUCAGAAAAUGUUGCUGUUCUGCAUUAAUGCCUGAGCAGAAAAUCUGUAGUCUUACUGUUAAUGCUUUUCUUGUGAACAUACAUUAUUUAUAAAGGGAAUAGGCAGAAAAAAAUUACUUUGUAAAUGUCAUCAUCAUAGUAAUUUAUAUUUGCAUGUUUUGAAACUGUCUUUCUGUAAGCAUAAAAUUGUGGCUUUGUACAAUCAUUUCCAACAUUCCAUGUAAAUAUUUUACCUCACUUUUUGCGUGCAGGUAAAUCCACCAGCAGUGUAUGCAAACAACCUCUUAAAACUCAUUGUUUGUAUUUGUAAAUGAAAAAAUUAAGCUGUUUUUUAUUUUUUUAGCAAAAAGAAGUUUUAAAUAUGUUAAAACACCUGACAGUCUUAAAACUAAGCAUGUCCAAACAGUGAUGUGCAGUUUUUGUGGGUUUUGUGCUACUGCAUCUAUAAACACCAAUAUUUAUAUUUUAUUGUCGCUAGUUUUCAUAGUGAAAAAUAUAAUUUAAGCCUUACCUUUAGAAACAUUGUAUGUGACAUGUAAUUUCACAUUCUCAGUUUCAUGCUUUAAAAGUGUGGUUUCCUUCUUAGUUAUUUGUAUGUUUCAUUCACAUAGUGUAUCACAGUUAUUGUAUUGUUUUUAACUUAAGUUAAGCCAGAACAAGGCUACAAUUUUCAACAGGUACUUUAACAGUAAAGUAGACUAACAGGUUAUUAACAAAUGGUACACAGGCUGUGGGACAUGAUUUCUGCCAAACAUAUGGUCUAAGUACAAAUAAGUAAAUACACAACAUUCUGUCUAAUUAUGGUGCCUAUAACGGUUUCAGAACAUUCAGGGUCUAUUGUUUAUUUUUUUUUAUUGUCAGAUACAUUUUAUUGUACAUGUCACUACUUAAUUUGUUAUGCAGUUUGAAAUGAUGGCCUGACAGUUGGGCAUUACUGUAUGUGUACAUUCUUUGUCUUACUAGUAGUGAUACAAUAAAUGCCUGGAAAGAAAAUGCUGUUUGUACAAUAAAAUGAAUAAAUAUUUUAGAAGUUGAAUGAUUUUAA
This is a messenger RNA of Protopterus annectens (West African lungfish), 5600 nucleotides long. RefSeq names its product MAGUK p55 scaffold protein 7 (gene MPP7). Lineage: Eukaryota; Metazoa; Chordata; Ceratodontiformes; Protopteridae. Bases 123 to 1925 code for a protein of 600 amino acids. The transcript is spliced from 19 exons. The record is from RefSeq and is a predicted model, not a curated record. Gene Ontology annotation, cellular component: plasma membrane; cell-cell junction. Gene Ontology annotation, biological process: protein localization to adherens junction. Gene Ontology annotation, molecular function: protein binding.